This is a messenger RNA of Musa acuminata subsp. malaccensis (wild Malaysian banana), 2274 nucleotides long. Lineage: Eukaryota; Viridiplantae; Streptophyta; Magnoliopsida; Zingiberales; Musaceae. The record is from RefSeq and is a predicted model, not a curated record.
GUUCAGUAGUGCAUGCAAUUGAUAUCGCUAGGUUUCCCUUUUAGAGGAGGUCACAUGAUGAUGUUGCAACGCAAUCAUUGUCAUCACCAUCCAAGUCGAUUCAGUAGCACAACUUAAAUGGACUCGGGCGAGCCUUUUAGUCCCACAUCGAUAGAUUCGCGUUCCAUACUAAGCCUCGGGACUCGGACCGUUUCGCUGAGCUCAUUAGCGUUGGUUUGUGACCCGAUCGGGGGCCCACCGAGGUGGUUAGGAUAGUGGUGUUUGGGCCCUCGGUGGGUUGGAGCGUGGUCCGGCCCAUGCCGCCACAGGAAUCUUAAACCGGAUGGCACCGAGUCAGGCUGGCUUGGAUAUUUAUUGCGACGGAGGUCCAUGUGCUCCGAUCUCAAAGUCUGAGCUGUCUCCAUCACCGUGGAAGAAGAUGAUGACGAAGACCUGGUUUUGUCAUCAUGCUUUUGCCCAAUUCUUCUGCCCUGUCUUCCAAAUCUUUCCACUAAUCAUGGAAUAUUAUGACAAGCUAUCCCCGAAGAACUACUAGAAGAAGAUGGAUGGACUUUGACUCAUUCCUGCUGAGGUUAACCAUCCCAGUCUGCUCUCCGAUAAAUCCAACCCGUAGGAGAUCGCCCCCUUCCACCAAAAAAGAGCAGCGGAACGCCAUGGAUGGGUUGGGCCCCAACGCCGCCAACAGCUGCCCCGUCACGCCGCUCGAGUUCCUCGAGCGCACCGCCACCGUCUACGGCGACUGCCCCUCCCUCGUCUACAACCGCACCGCCUUCACCUGGUCGCAGAACCUCCGCCGCUGCCUCCGCCUCGCCUCCGCCCUCUCCUCCCUCGGCAUCUCCCCCGGCGAUGUGGUAUCGGUGCUCGCCCCCAACGUUCCGGCCAUGUACGAGAUGCACUUCGGCGUGCCGAUGAGCGGCGCCGUCCUCAACACCGUAAACCUCCGCCUCGACGCCCGCACCAUCUCCAUCCUCCUCCGCCACAGCGCCUCCAAGCUCGUCUUCGUCGACGUCCUCUCCCGCCCCCUCCUCGACGACGUCCUCCGACUCUUCCCCGCCUCCGCCGAGCGCCCUCGGGUCGUCACCAUCGAGGAUCCCUACGAGGACGCGCCGCCGCCACAGAGCUCCGCCCUCACGUACGAGAAGCUCCUCGAGACGGGGGACCCGGAGUUCCGGUGGGUCCGUCCCCGCAGCGAGUGGGACCCUAUGGUCCUUAACUACACAUCCGGAACCACCUCCGCCCCCAAGGGGGUGGUUCACUGCCACCGCGGCCUCUUCUUCAUCACCAUCGACUCCCUCAUCGACUGGUCCGUGCCGAGGCGGCCCACCUACCUUUGGACGCUCCCCAUGUUCCACGCCAACGGGUGGAGCUACCCCUGGGGCAUCGCCGCCGCCGGCGGCGUCAACGUCUGCCUCCGCCGCUUCGACGCCGCCGCCAUCUACGCCGCAAUCGAGACCCACCGGGUGACCCACAUGUGCGGCGCGCCCGUGGUCCUCAACAUGCUCGCCAACGCCCCGGACUCCGCCCGUCGCCCGCUCCACGGCCCGGUCCAGGUCCUCACCGCCGGGGCGCCGCCCCCCGCCGCGGUGCUCGAUCGCACGGAGGCGCUCGGCUUCGCCGUCAGCCACGGGUACGGCCUGACGGAGACGGCGGGGCUGGUGGAGGUGGAGUCCAUCCUGUACGGCCACCCAGCGGUGAACGAGGCGGCGGUGGUGGCGCGACCGGACGAGUUCUGGGGGGAGACGCCGUGCGCGUUCGUCAGCCUGAAGGAGGAAGCGUCGGCGGCGCCACCGACGGAGAGCGAGGUGAUCGCGUGGUGCCGAGAGCGCAUGCCGCGCUACAUGGUGCCGAAGACGGUGGUGCUCCGGGCGGAGCUGCCGAAGACGUCGACGGGGAAGAUACAGAAGUACGUGCUGAGGGAGAUAGCCAAGAAGAUGGGCUCCGCCGCUCGGCCGAGUCGAAUGUAGUCCACGACUCGGACCGAGUCGGCCUCGCAGAGCAAUUACUCCAUCUACCCACACAUCCGUGAACCUGACGGCUAGCUUCUUAUGAUCGGAGGCGACGGCGGCUCCAUCUCGUCCUCCAUUCACCAGACAGGUGGGCGCAGAACUCACGGGUAAUCUUUUAAGGCAAAUCAACAUUUUAUUGGUCAAACACAAUCGGUCUUCCGGGGAUUAGAUUUCAACAGGGGUGGGGCCCUGGAAGUGGUCCACUAGACGUUGUUUGUAUGCUUGAUGUUGACCGUAUGAUAAUUAAACUUAUUCCUGCAUUAUUGCA